This is a messenger RNA of Salvelinus sp. IW2-2015, 5611 nucleotides long. Its product is annotated as leucine-rich repeat flightless-interacting protein 2. Gene Ontology annotation, biological process: regulation of transcription by RNA polymerase II. Gene Ontology annotation, molecular function: DNA-binding transcription factor activity, RNA polymerase II-specific; RNA polymerase II cis-regulatory region sequence-specific DNA binding. The record is from RefSeq and is a predicted model, not a curated record. NCBI's taxonomy places the organism in Eukaryota, Metazoa, Chordata, Actinopteri, Salmoniformes, Salmonidae.
AGGGUGUGAGAGAGUGCGGUAGCAACAUAGCCCUCAAUGGCAAUUUGGUGGCUGGAGAAGGCUGCACGAGCCCCGGAAUAUGUAUUUCGCUCAUGUCCUCAUCCGGGACCGACUCAACUUUAGGAUACUUUGACAGCAUCGUGGCUCCUUCCAAGCGUGUUCACCAAGUUUUUAUUUUUUUUUAGAUUGUAUUUUUAUGUAAUCGUUUUUCUUACAUAGGCUAUACAAUCAUUUUGAUUCCAUAUCUGAAUAGAUGUAUUGCCAGUCAACGUAUCUUUAUGAAGCACUCAACUAUUUGUGAAUUCCUCUGGGAAGAACAGGUGUUAAAAAUCUGCGUAUUCAAUACAAACGAAGGCAAACAUUUGUUACAAAGUUGCAAUUUAGCGUUUGGAUAGAAACAACACAGGAAGAGAUCUUGAAGACGGAUGUAACUCCAUGACCAAUGUCGCGCGCGGUAACGAAUUUAUGAUUUGACUAAUGUUGCUCCCAACAUUGUGACAGUAAUACUUUCCUCGACGUGCUUUGGAUUUGUCUUCUACGUUCAACGAAUUGGACCAGUAGCCUAAUUAUCGGGCAGAAACCAAGACAUGGGGACUCAGGGCACCGGACGAAAAAGAAAUCCCAAUAAGGACAGGUCGACGGCCGAGGAUGAUGCCCUUAAUCUCAUAUCAAGAGAGGCAGAGGCCAGGUUGGCAGCGAAGAGGGCGGCCAGGGCAGAGGCCCGGGAAAUACGUAUGAAGGAGCUGGAGAGACAACAGAAAGAGAUCUAUCAGGUUCAGAAGAAAUAUUACGGCUUGGACAACAAACCAGACAAAGUAGACAGCGAAUGGGGACACAUCGAGCAAUGGAUGGAGGACAGUGAGAGGUACUCACGCCCCACACAGAGACAUACUUCGAUCUCAGACGAUGAUGAGCGGAUGUCUGUGGGCAGCCGAGGCAGUGUGAGGUCGGAUAUUGAUGCAAUAGGGGCCUACGGAAGAGGGGGCUCCUCCUCCCUUUCACAGGAGAAGGACAAGAAAUCCAAGAAAAAGAAGAAACACAAACACAAAGAUCGUGACAGCAACGGCUAUGACAAUGAGUACAGUGCUAUAUCCAGUCGGAGCUCCAGACUUGGUGAUGAGAGCACUAGCAGGGUCUCUCGCUCGUCCAGACUAGAUCUGCAGCCGAGCUCCAGACUCAGUGAUGAGAGCAUUAGCAAGGUCUCUCGCUCCUCCAGACUGGACCUGCAGCCGGCAUCCUAUGCUUCCUCUGACCUUAACAGCAACAAUGGUCUGUCCUCUUCUAGGCAACGGCUUUCUUCCUACGAGUCAUCCGGGCUACUCAGCCAGAUCUCCUACCGGCGCCAUCACAGGGGCUCUUUAUAUGAGGACAGCCUGUACAGUGGGUCUCGACGGGUGACCGGCUCCAGCUCUCGUCAUUCAGAGUACAAUAGUUAUCGCGGCAGCGGUUCCAGGGCGUCCUCCAGGGCCAGCUCAGCCCGUGCCAGCCCAGUGGAUGAGGACUGCAACUCUGUGGCCAGCUUCCUGCGCAGCGCGGCCACCAACAGUGGCCUGCCCAGAGACCUGGAUCACAUGAMCAUCCCCAAUUUAUCGGACCUGGAKGACAGAGAUUACCUGGAAAAGGGAUCUCGAGCCGCUUCCACCCUAUCGGCAGCCACCCUCGCCUCGCUGGGCGGGUCUUCCUCCCAGAGAGAAAGUGGUGAGACGUCCAUCACUGGCGACACAGAAACCUCCAUACGAGAGAUCAAGGAGAUUCAUGAGCUGAAGGAUCAGAUCCAAGAUGUGGAGUCAAAGUACAUGCAGAGUCUCAAAGAAGUCAAGGAUACCUUAGUGGAGGUGGAGGAGAAGUACCGCAAGGCCAUGGUGUCCAACGCCCAGCUGGACAACGAGAAGAACAACCUGAUGUACCAGGUGGACACGCUGAAGGACUCGCUCAUGGAGCUGGAGGAGCUGCUGUCCGAGUCACGCCGCGAGUACGAAGGGAAGAGCAAGGACUUUGAGCGUGAGAAACAUGCCCAUGGCGUGCUGCAGUUCCAGUUCAACGAGAUGAAGGAAACGCUAAAACAGAGCGAGGAGUUACUAACAGAGAUCCGUCAGAUGCGUCUCAAGCAGGACUGCUUUGUUAGGGAAAUCUCUGACCUGCAGGAAACCGUGGAGUGGAAGGAUAAAAAGAUUGGGGCCUUAGAGCGGCAAAAGGAGUAUUCGGAUGCCAUCCGAAAUGAGCGGGAUGAGCUCAGGGAUGAGGUGGUCCAGCUGAAAGACAUUCUGAAGAAACAUGGAAUUGUCCUCAGACCUGACCUGACCRCCAAUGGGGAAACGCUGGAGUUGGGCACUGAAGGGUCAGCCRGUGGAGAUCCAGCUUCUCAAUUGGCUCCUGACUCCCAGACGUCGCCCAUGGAAGGGGGGAACAGCAUGCUUGGCAGAGCUCAGGAGACGGCGUUGGGAAGUAGAGGAGAUAAGGUGGUGGAUCCAGGAAGGUCCAGGCAGCAAGAGGAUACACACGAGGAGGAGGCUCGAGAGAACCAUCUGACCUCGCCCACCCCCUGUAGCCUUGUUAGUGUUUCUGAAACAGAGACGCCAAGGGAGGCUCAGCCGUUCUCGCCCACAUUGGGGGAAGAGGUUGAAAUUGAAGGCAGUGAUGUCAACAAAGACUCUGACAAUGGCACACCAGUAGUAGAGGUCAAAAGUGGACCGGUCUGUGAUGCUGAGGUACUUGUGGUUGUAACGGGUCCUGAGGAAGAGGUUACAGUAGCGGGGGAGGGGUACGAAGCAGCAGGUGUAGAGGGGACAGGGCAAGGCAGAGUAGAGGUUGCAAGCGAAGGGGAAAUGGGAAUAGAAAAUGACGAGGCAGAUGAGGCAGAGACCAAAGUUGUCAAGAGCAGUGACGACACCAAAGAGACGUCCUCAAAAGAGCCUACCUCAGAAUAUGGUGCAGCAGCUGAACAAGWGAAAAACGAAUCGAGUAAAGAGGACGUGAAAUGUUUAGACUCAUAUCCUCUGCCUAGGGAAACCAUUGAGGACACCAUGAAAMAUGGCACACAGAUUAGCCAAGGGACAGACCUCGAUACUAGUAGGAGCCCAAUCAAAUCAAACCCUGAGCCUCRGAAAACAAAAAAGKCUGAAGUGUUACCAGAGAUAACUGACCUGCAGCCACAAGCCCAAGCAGGCAACAAGAAGAAGAAAGGCAAGAAGAAGAAGGGAGAGACACAAAGCGAUGUAAAGCAGGAAGACCAUAAGAAGAGCACAACAGAAACGUGUGUAGUCUCCAUGACAAAUAGCACACAGAUUAGCCUAGGGACAGACCUUGAUACUCCUAAGAGUCCAGUCGACUCAAACCCUGAGCCUCAACCUGAGCCUCAGAAAACAAAAAAGGCAUGUGUGUUACCAGAGACCACUGACAUGCAGCCACAGUCCCAAGGAGGCAAGAAGAAAAAGAAAGGCAAGAAGAAGGGAGAGAAACAAGGUGAUGAAACGCAGGGAGAUAAGAUGAGCAAAACAGAAAAGGAURUGGUCUCCACCCCAACCGAUAAGGAGCCAGUAGAGGCGGUAGGAGAGGGCGUUAUCACAAUAGAGACACAGCAGCAUCUAGAGGAGGGGACCAGUAGUUCACCAGAUCGAGAGCUCCAAACCAUAGCUGAGGAGGGACUGAACCUGAAGGAAGAACAACUAGAAGAAGACCGAGUAGAGGUUAAAAGCGAGGGGCCUACCAUUGAAGUAUCUCUGACUGACCAAGCUAAGAGUGAGGAAGUUGUCUCAAAGAAGAAAAAGAAGAAAAUGAAAAAGGACAAACACAAACCUACAAUGGAAUCGGCGAAAUCAGAAGGCGAGAUAUCAGUAUUWUCCCUUGAGUCCAACAUUGGUACUGCUGAUCCUGUUGCUCACUCCAAGUGUAUAACCAGCGCUUAUAACCCUAUGGAGGAAUUAGAAUCGACAACAAAUACUGGUACCCAAAAGGACGAGUCAGGGUACACAACCAACCCUGAUAACUUUGGAGACUGUUUGAACUCUUCAGCUGACCCAAAAUGUCCAUUGGACUCGAAACAGUCCACAGCUGGGAAUUCAAACAAUGUCAAAGAGGAAGGUGCAAUCACGGUCUCAGUUGAAGAGGCUCAAACAAUCCAAGACACAAAGGAACAGGGGAAUAACUUUCACAGUCCCAUCGUUCUAAGACCAGAGCUCAAGAAGAGCGUGGAACCUGAAGACCUUUUCUCCCAUGAUGGUGUCACUACUCACCCAGACCAGGCUAAUGAAAAUGCGACACAAGACCUAAAAGAGGCAGGUCAGGAUAAACAAAAUGGGAGCCCAGAAGAGCGUACAAAUGCACUUGAACAUGAAGACACUUCAAUGGCACUGCCAGCAAAUGUAGAGAAAUGCAACAAUUCAGCAGAUGAGAAAUGUUGUAGCAUAUCGCUUGACCGCAACUGCCCUGCUGCUGAGACCAUAAGACUGCCUGAACAAUUGGUGGAUAUACUUGAUUGUCCAGUCACUAACAUGCACUUGUAUGAAAACAACAAGCCAGAAACRCUUGAUCCAGAAGAGGCAUCAAAUGGAGGGAUCUCUACAGAGACCGAGCUGAAUGAUACAGAAACACGACUACAGGACCCAUUAAAAGAAACUCCGGUKACAAUUGACUCUUUUAGGGAACAGAGCCAUAAUGAAAGUGGACCAUGCACUAUGGUGGCGAAAGCAGAAGAGCAAGAUGAUCCCAUUGAGGCCAAGCUGGAGGGUAACAAGGUACCUGGACCCAGUGAGCAGUGGAAUGACGAGGAGAAUGAAAAUGAGGGUCAAUCGUUUGACCUUUCURACCUAGUCUCAGUGGAUCCUGCAAAUGUAUUCCCAAUAACAUCCCAAGAGGAGGUCAGCCAGGAAAUGAGAACGAUGUCGGUAGGAUACAAAAUGGAGGUAGAGCCUGGUAAAGCGGAGGCUAACGAGGAAGAGGAGGAUGACAAACCGCAGGACACAGAGGGAGUUAGCGCGAUAGUGGCACAGCAAUCAAUUGAAGGGGGGUCAGAUAAUGCACCAGAGGAGCUCCGAAGCCCUGAAGAAAAAGCACAAAYCAUAGUCGAGGGCCAGAACGUGAAUGAAGAACAACAACUAAUCACAUUAGAGGAAGGGGUUAGUGUAACAUACAAACAGGAAGACAUUGCAGAGGAGGGAGUGAGUGUGACUGUUGAACAGCAAGGUGUAGAAGAGAGCGAGAGGCAGCAGAAUGCAACUGAGGUAGAGGAUUUGCCAGUAGAGGAGGGGGAAGAGGCAAUCCAGUAUGGGUCACAGCAGGGUAGAAGAGAAAGUAGUCCAAGUACAGAGGAUUCAGCAGAGGGCGACAAUGAGCAAUCUAGGACAGGCUUGAAAAAAGGCAGUAAGAAAGUAAAAGGCAAGGGAAAAGAGGACUGCCGAAUGUCCUAGUUUUUAGGUCUGCACUCAAUAUAAACAACAGCAAAUAUUUAUGAAAGUGCAAAGAGUCUCAACUACUACAGCCAAUGCAAGUACCAUUCACAUUCCUUCCAAAGUUAUAAUUCGAUGUACUGUAUUUUGAGGUCCAAAAGUAUUUGUGACACAUUUUUUUUGUUUUGGCUUUGUAUUCCAGCACUUUGGAUUUUGAAAUUAUACAA